AUGAUCCUGAGCUUAGAGGAUCAAAAGCCCAAAGUUCCUACCUACUUACUAAUUGUAUAUUAUAGAUCAACACGAGAAAGCUAUGGUGAUUCAGCUAUUGGAUAUGUAGAACUACUGCGCAAAGGAAAUAUUUGUUUAGUUAAAGGACAAAUAUGUCCAGAACAUAGAAUAAGACAGAAAAAUUAUAAGGUAGCUUUAACUGUGGAUGAAGAGGAAGAGAAAAUAGUAGAAGUUAAUUGUGAUGACUGUGCAGCUUCAUUAGGUGGAUGUAAACAUGGCUUAGCAUUUCUUAUGUAUUUACAUAGAAAAAGUGAAGAGUCAUCAGUAACAUCAGUUGAUUGUUAUUGGAAAAAACCAAAGCUAUCUGGUAUAGGAUCAAGUAUUAAGUUUAUGAACACUAAAGACCUAUUUCCACCAAAAAAUUACAACUAUUAUUUGAGUAUAAUAUCAAAUUUAUCUAUACAUAGAUUAAUGUCAGAUUUUAGAACACAACAGCAAAUGAAUACAGUUGUCAAAUGUUCAGAAUUCAUUAAUUUUAUCAAAAGUGUUAUACAAUCAAAUGCUGGAAUAUUACAAAAAAUAGAAAGAGAAACACAAGAUCAAUCCAACAAUAAUAGUUGGUUUGAAAUGCGAUAUGGACGGAUUACUGCAUCCAAGGUAUAUGAAGCAUCUAAAUGUAAUACAACAGAUGGUACUCUGGUUAAACAAAUUUUAGGGAUCUCAAAGAUAAAAUUAUCCAAAGCAAUGAACAGAGGAAUACAUUUGGAACAACAGGUUAGUCUAAUACUUAAAAAUGUUAUAAAACAAGUAGAAACACUUUUAGGCUCUAAAAUUAAAAAAACUGGAUUACUUAUUGAUAAGAACUUUCCAAUAUUAGGAGCAUCAGCUGAUGGUCUAGGAGAAGACUUUGUCUUAGAAGUAAAAUGUCCUACAACUCAUUCUACAUUUUUAAAUUAUGUAGAUAAUGGAGUUGUAAAACCAAAGGUACUAUCUCAAAUACAAAUUCAAAUGCAUAUACACGAGAUGUGGAAAGGAAUUCUAGCUAUUGCUGACCCUGAAUUUGAAAAGAAUAAAAAAGUUACCAUUGUAAAUAUUGAUUAUGAUAAACAAAUGUGUGAUACUUUAAUUGAAAAAUGUUGUACAUUUUGGGAAAAAAAUAUACUUCCAAAAUUAUACUAG
Molecule: messenger RNA, 1179 nt
Organism: Myzus persicae (green peach aphid)
Lineage: Eukaryota; Metazoa; Arthropoda; Insecta; Hemiptera; Aphididae
Exons: 7
Coding region: 1-1179 (392 amino acids)
Source: RefSeq, a predicted model, not a curated record